Molecule: messenger RNA, 2571 nt
Organism: Electrophorus electricus (electric eel)
Lineage: Eukaryota; Metazoa; Chordata; Actinopteri; Gymnotiformes; Gymnotidae
Gene: rint1
Product: RAD50 interactor 1
Biological process (GO): regulation of ER to Golgi vesicle-mediated transport; endoplasmic reticulum to Golgi vesicle-mediated transport; retrograde vesicle-mediated transport, Golgi to endoplasmic reticulum
Cellular component (GO): Dsl1/NZR complex
Source: RefSeq, a predicted model, not a curated record
AGCACGAAAAGCGAAAAUAUGGCGGCGCCCGCUUUGGCGAAUAAAAACACAUUCAGUGAUGCUGCUGCUAAUCCUAAGUCGACAAAUGUUAAUGACAGUGAUUCCAAAUGUACAGCAGAGGACGUAAGUUAUAUGGACCAUGUAGCUGAACUGGUGGAGAGAGAGAUUGGUGGUGACUUAAAAUCUCUGAGAAAAGUUAGUGGGCUUCUUGAAACACUGACAGCAGAGAACAAAUUACUGGAAGAACAGGUAUUAACUGUAUCCAGUUCGGUGCCUUUACGUGUAUCCGCUGCACUGUCCGCGGCGGAAGGGUCUCGGGCGACGAUGGAGACACUGUUGCACCGGGAGAGAGUCCUCUCCAACACGCUGCAGCAGCAUCUCCAGGGCUCACAGAGUUGGGCCGACAGUCUAGGGCAAAUCCUAGGACAGCUGGACACACUGGAGAGGCACAUGAAGUACCUUCAGUGCUUGGCUCAUAUUGAGGACCUCAGUGCCAGUAUUCAGCAGUUCCUGAUGACUAACAGCGUAUGGGAAGCAAUCGGAGCAGUGGGCAGUAUGGCCAACCUGGACAUGGGUCUGAAGGAGUCAGGCUGCAGCCACUUACAGGCAUUCCUUCGGGAAACGCUGCUCUUUUGGCACAAGAUCCUGAAAGACAAGUUGACGAGUGAUUUCGAGGAGGUGCUGACCCAACUGCACUGGCCAGCAGUGUCUCCGCCGACACAGACCCUUUCUCCCCCGGCUAACGCUCAGGAGCUCAGCAGCCAGCUGAAGCUGCUGGUCUCUCAGCUCCUCUCCCUGCAGACCUCCGAUGACCUUAUAUCGGAGAUGACGGACGUGCGUCCUUUCCCUGGCCUGCUGCAGGCCCCUCCUCUCUCGAUACCUAUUCAGAUUAUGCUGCUGCCCCUCAGUAAGAGGUUUCGCUACCACUUCACUGGAAACCGCCAGACCAACUCGCUGAGCAAGCCAGAGUGGUAUCUGACUCAGGUUCUCAUGUGGAUGGGACAUAACUCCAGCUUCAUGGAGGAGAAGAUUCAACCCAUUCUCAAUCGUGCAGGGGCCAACGUUGAUGCAAAGGUGGAGCUGUGCCGAGGACUCCUGAGUCUUGCCCAGGAGAAGCUGGCACACGAUGCCCCAAGGCUGCUUUAUGAUGACGCCCUCUUCUGCCACCUGGUGGAUGAGGUGCUGCAGUUUGAGAAGGAGCUGCGCACCACGCACGCCUACCCCAGCUCUUACCCUGGCGCCCUGCACAUACUGCUGGAGGAGGCUGUCUUCCAGAAGUGGCUCAGCGUUGAGAGAAAGAUGGCACUGGAAAAGGUAGAUGCCAUGCUGUCAACAGAAGGGGCCUGGAGCUGUCAGUACAGAGACAUCACUGAUGUGGAUGAGCUGAAAGCACCAGACUGUGCAGAGACAUUUAUGACUCUGCUGCUGGUCAUCACAGAAAGGUACCGUUCCCUGCCAUGUCCACAAGCCCAGCUCAGCUUCCUGGCUCUGCAGAGAGAGCUGGUGGAUGACUUCCGCAUCCGCCUCACCCAGGUGAUGAAGGAGGAAUCUCGGCAACCGCUGGGCGCUCGUUACUGUGCUGUCCUGAAUGCCGCCAACUACAUAUCCACAGUUCUCAGCGACUGGAGCGACAAUGUGUUCUUCCUGCAGCUGCAGCAGACAGCGGUGUCGGUAGGGGAGGAGGUGCUAGGGCCACUGGGGGCUACAGAGAGCGGGCGACUGGCGUCUCUGGAAGGCUCUCUGUUCGAGGAACUGCUGGCCCUGCUGGAGAGACUCAGAGGGGACAUGCUGGGCCGCUUGUGGGAGGCGGUUAUGAGAGAUGUGAAGGAGAAGGCCCAGCUUUAUUGCAGGGACAGGUGGAUCUCCUUGCCAUCCCAGUGUGACCAGGCCACCAUGUCCCUGUCCAGCUCUGCGUGCCCCUUCCUCCUGUGUCUCCGGGACCACCUGCUCCAGCUGCAGCAGCUGCUAUGUCUGCCUCUCUUCCAGAUGUUCUGGCAGGGGCUGGCCGAGAGGCUUGAUCUCUUCCUCUACCAGGACGUGAUCCUGUAUAACCACUUCAAUGAGGGAGGAGCCGCACAGCUGCAGUUCGACAUGACCAGAAACCUCUUCCCAUUGUUUGGACACUACUGCAAGAGACCUGAGAACUUCUUCAAACAUGUAAAGGAGGCCUGCAUCAUCCUUAACCUGAAGGCGGGGCCAGCCUUGCUGCUGUGUGAUGUGCUGAAGCAGCAGGAGGGGCCAGAAGAGGGUGAUGCCUCCCUGAGGCCUCAGCCGCCCACUCCUGAGUCAGCUCUGAACGAGAUGGCCGUUUACAGGCUGGCCCCCAGCGACGCACAGAUCCUCCUGAACCUCCGCUCUGCCUGGCUCAGCCGCUGAGGGAGGGGAGCGCUCCUCUGGCCGAAACUGAUUACACCCGAACACCACACAAAAGGAUGACGUUCCUGGGACUUGCCUAUUCUGAAAGAUGCAGUGAAGUUGGACACAUGUUCAGCACUUGAAAGAAGGGUACACAGAAAAUGUACACAGAAAAGACACCGCUUACCCCAAAUAUAGUCAAUCACCUCAAACACA